Messenger RNA from Syzygium oleosum, 709 nucleotides. Its product is annotated as CLAVATA3/ESR (CLE)-related protein 46. The record is from RefSeq and is a predicted model, not a curated record. Lineage: Eukaryota; Viridiplantae; Streptophyta; Magnoliopsida; Myrtales; Myrtaceae. Bases 107 to 394 code for a protein of 95 amino acids. The transcript has 3 exons.
ACUUUGGUACAUGUCAGAUAGAUGUGUGCAUGCUCGUGCCUGGUUCGAGAUAUAUAUUAGGACUAAGUGUCAGUGAAAGAGAACUUAAUCUGUUUCCCUUGCGAAAAUGUGCCGGGUCGCUCUUAAAAUGAGGAGGCAGCAGGUACAGGCAGUACCGGUACUUGCUCAUCUUCUCAUUGCAUGCCUCCUCCUCUGGGCAUUCUCUCCACGUUCACCCACCGUCCAGGCUCGAGCAGUUGAAUCAGUUCAUCCAAAGGCAAGACCAUCCUCGGUAGAGACUGCACAUUUGUACCCUGGAAACAUGGGACCUACGUUGGGCAAAGAAAGGAAGAUAAGAAAAACUCCGUCUGGACCCAAUCCCACGGGAAACCGUCAGCCCCCGACAAAACACUGAAGCUAUCGAUGCACUUGUGCGGCACAUGAGGAUCCGAACUACAGCCGCAACUUAAUAUGGAUCGAGUAGAGGGGAGUUUGGUAUAGUAGGUAGGUUAGGAGAUCAGUACGGUCAGCCUAAUGUUCUUGUACAGAAGUUGGAUUAGAUUGAACAUUCAUGUUCACAUGAUCUGCAAGCAAUUAUAUUAGCCAUCAGACUGCACUGUUAGUUGAGCCUAGAAGCAUGGAAGCCCCAAAAGAUCUUUUGCUUUUCUGAACAUCCAUUUUUAGUUUAAAUCGUUGUUUGUGAAAGUGAGAGUUUCCUUGUGCAUGCUCA